This is a messenger RNA of Gilbertella persicaria, 526 nucleotides long. RefSeq lists its product as uncharacterized. The record is from RefSeq and is a predicted model, not a curated record. The transcript has a single exon. The coding region runs from base 40 to 342 and encodes 100 amino acids. NCBI's taxonomy places the organism in Eukaryota, Fungi, Mucoromycota, Mucoromycetes, Mucorales, Choanephoraceae.
CGUUUUUUUUUCUCUCUUAUCAAAAAACAAAACAAUAUAAUGAUGCGCGGCCUUACUUUGAUUACAAUGGUUCUCUUUGGUAUGAGUCUCUCAAGUGCUACUGUUAUUCCAGCUGAAGCUAUGGAAAAGCGUUCUCCUGCCAUUAUAAAUGCGCCUAACCGAUCAUGUCCUUAUGGGUACCAAAGUGAUGCUUAUGGACGUUGCCGUCCAGUCUACGCCAAGCGUUCUCCUGCCGUUAUAUCUGUACCAGAAUUGCCUUGUCCUCCUGGGGAAAUGAGAGAUCCAAAUGGAGUUUGCCGCGUCGUCUAUCACAAGCGUACUUUUCAAACGGAUGAUGAUUGAUAUAUGAAUUGCAUACUUUAAAUAAAAGCAACAUGGCAUGAAUAAACAUGUGUGUGUGUGUGUCUUGUCCAUUUAACUUGGAUUAAAUUAUCAGGUAAAGAACAUGUAUGCAUUAUCAUUUUAGCCGUUCAAUUGGUAUAACAGGCUUGGCAAGCUCAAAACUAUACAUUGUUGAUGAAAAGCU